UCUUUUGACUUUUUAAAAAGCUGGAUGAGUUUCACUCCGCCUGCUUUGUGUUUGUAAUAUUCAAACGUCUCUCCACCUGCGUCGGCUGCGUAAUGGUGCGGGGCCCCUCUGGCCGCCGUUCGUCGGAGUGACCGGCAUGGCUUGGUCCAGCGCGAACACCAGCAACGCCAGUUCGGAGCCCGUCCCGUCCGGGGACGAGCCCCGCGACGAGCGGCUGGCUCGCCUGGAGAUAGCUCUGCUGUCCAUCAUCUUCGUCGCCGCGGGGCUCCUGAACUCCGGGCUCCUGCUGGUGCUGUGGAAGCGGCGGAAGCAGCUCUCCAGGAUGCGCGUCUUCGUCUUGCACCUGUGCGUCGCCGACCUGGUGGUCGCGUUCUUCCAAGUGUGCCCGCAGCUCAUGUGGGACAUCACGGACAGAUUCGUCGGGCCGGACAUCCUGUGUCGCCUGGUGAAGUACCUGCAGGUGGUCGGGAUGUUCGCCUCCACCUACAUGAUCGUGGUGAUGACCGUCGACCGCCACCAGGCCAUCUGCAACCCCAUGGUGACUUUCCAGCGGAGGAGGGCGCGCUGGAACUGCCCAGUGUGCGCCGCCUGGUGCGUCUCCUUCGUCGGCAGCCUCCCGCAGGUCUUCAUCUUCUCCCGGGUCGAGGUCGCUCCGGGGGUCUACGACUGCUGGGGUGCGCAUCUGCCGCGCCGUGCACGCCAACCUCCACCUGAAGACGCACCACCACGCCGGGGCUGCGGGGGAGGCGGCGAGCAGGCGGCUGUUCUCCCGGGCCAGCUGCGCAGUGGGGUUGUCGAAGGCGCGGGUGAAGACUGUGAAGAUGACCGUGGUGAUCGUGCUGGCCUACGUCGUCUGCUGGACGCCGUUCUUCACCGUGCAGCUCUGGUCCGUCUGGGACGCCGAGGCGCCCACCCAGUGUAAGAGAUUUACUGAGCCCAUAAUAAGGUCUAAUGGACUCUCUCACAUUUCCUCUCUUCAAAUUCCCAAACCUAAAUGUAUU
This is a messenger RNA of Gambusia affinis (western mosquitofish), 1001 nucleotides long. Its product is annotated as vasopressin V2 receptor-like. The record is from RefSeq and is a predicted model, not a curated record. NCBI's taxonomy places the organism in Eukaryota, Metazoa, Chordata, Actinopteri, Cyprinodontiformes, Poeciliidae. The transcript has 2 exons. Gene Ontology annotation, molecular function: vasopressin receptor activity; peptide binding. Bases 137 to 922 code for a protein of 261 amino acids. Gene Ontology annotation, biological process: regulation of systemic arterial blood pressure by vasopressin; positive regulation of vasoconstriction; G protein-coupled receptor signaling pathway. Gene Ontology annotation, cellular component: membrane.